AUGCCUGUCUUCAUGUACAGAUCGUCGUCCGAAGCCCAGGCGGAGGAGAAGUGGUCAGAGGCGGCAGACGCGGCAGGCGAAUCGGCAGCCAAGGCCGGCCAGUCCGCCGCCAAGGGCGGAGACGCGGCUAAGAAGCAAGCAGAAGCCGGAGCAAGCGCCGCAUCUGACGUCGUUUCAAGCGCAUGGGAAAAACUCAAGGAGGCAGCCACCGGGGCGGCUUCCGCUGGCCGCGCAGGUGCGGAGCAGUUGGGGGAGGCGGGCGCGGAAGCACAGCGCCGUGCGGGGGAGACUGGUGCGCAGCUGGGGGAGCGUGCGGGAGAAACGGGCGCGCAAGCGCAGCGGCGCGCGGAGGAGUACGCGGACUCUAUGGCGGAAGGCGCGGGGGCGACGCUCGAGGGGACCAAGGCAGGAGGUCAGCGCGCCGCGGAAGAGGCGGGGAAAGCGGGCUGGGGCGUCUACGACCGCGUGCGGUCCGUGGCGGACCGGUUUCAGCAAGCCGCGGGGCAGGGCAUGGGCGUGGGAUGGGACAUCGUGGGGCAAACGCGCGACACUGCCGCUUCCGCCGGCGCAGAGGCGGGGGAGCGCGCAAAGGCCGGCGCAACAGCCGCGGAGGAAACCGCUGAAGGCCUCACGCAACGGACUGGCGAACGCGCCGCUGAUGUGGCGUCGACGGUGGAGGCUGGAUGCGAGGCUGCGGAGGAGGGCGCAGGACGCGCGGCUGGCGCGGCCGCGGGAGAGUUCGCUGCGGGGUCGGUGAAGCAGGCGGGCCCAGGCGCAUAUAGCGCGGGGAAAGGCGUGUACGACACCGCGGCUGGCGCAGCGGGCCGCGUAGGGGAGGGCGUUUCUGGGGCGGGUCAAUUCGCCGCCGACCAGGCCAAGUCGGUGGGGUCGAAGGCAUAUGAUACCGUGUCUCGCGCUGCGGCGGCUAUUCCGGGCCCCGCCGACUUCCAGCGCGCGGGGAAGGCGAUGAUGGAAUGGUCACUGCGGCUUGUGGCGCAGCGGAAGGAUGAGGCGGAAGAUGCUGCGCGGAAGGCGCAGGAAGCGGCGGAGAAGGGCUCAGGGAAGAGCGCGGAUUGGCUGAAGAAGCUGGCGGAAGCCGCGAGCUCGCGUUACGAGGCGGUGAAAGAGGCGCUGAGCUUCGCGACGGGGGAGGUGGGAGAGCUACGGAGGCCUGGUGGAGCGGAAGAGGGGGAAGAUGUGCUGCGCGAUAUGUAUAGCAGGGCGGAAGCUUCCAUGCAUGAGCUGUGGAAUGCGGCGAACGACGCGACUGAAACCGCGAAAACGAAGAGCGGCGAUCAGGCCGAAGCUGUGAAGAAGGAAGCGUGGAGGAGGUACGAGGAGGCGAAGAAAGGGUUUGAGCAGAUUCAGACGCAGUUUGGGAACGUGUUUGAGAAAAUGGGGAUGAAGGGAGAGAAGGGUGAAGGGAAGGCGGAGAAGAUUCGGGAGCGCGUGGCGCAUCCUUCGCCUGGCAACGCGCUUCGUGUGGAGCUGUGA
Messenger RNA from Closterium sp. Naga37s-1, 1494 nucleotides. Lineage: Eukaryota; Viridiplantae; Streptophyta; Zygnematophyceae; Desmidiales; Closteriaceae. The record is from the annotation of a GenBank genome assembly.